Messenger RNA from Hemicordylus capensis (graceful crag lizard), 9364 nucleotides. It is a transcript of the gene RFT1, whose product is annotated as RFT1 homolog. NCBI's taxonomy places the organism in Eukaryota, Metazoa, Chordata, Lepidosauria, Squamata, Cordylidae. The transcript is spliced from 13 exons. Bases 141 to 1763 code for a protein of 540 amino acids. Gene Ontology annotation, biological process: dolichol-linked oligosaccharide biosynthetic process; glycolipid translocation. Gene Ontology annotation, cellular component: endoplasmic reticulum membrane. The record is from RefSeq and is a predicted model, not a curated record.
GGAAGCGACGCUUAGCGGGUGGGAGGGAGGAGAGGAGACUGGGGAUGAGGCUGGCGCGACGGCAGGGAGCCCCCCCGGCAUAUGCUCGCGGGAGCUGAGAAGUCCCCCCCUCCGGCUGGGAGGCUGUGGCGGCAGGAGAGAUGGGCUCUCAGGACGUGCUCAGGGAGACGACCCGGCUGGCCUCCUCCAGCGCCCUCCUGCAGAUACUGUUCCGGGUGAUUACUUUUGGCUUAAAUGCUUUUACUCUACGAUAUGUAUCAAAGGAAAUCAUUGGCCUAGUGAACGUAAGGCUGAUGCUGCUUUAUUCCACAGUUGUUUUCUUAGCCAGAGAAGCAUUCCGCAGAGCUUGUCUGAGUGGAAGUACAAAGAGAAAUUGGAUGAAAACGUUUAAUCUUUUGUGGUUAACAGUUCCUUUGGGUGUGUGUUGGUCAUUAUUCCUGGGCUGGAUCUGGCUGGAUAUACUUGAAGUUCCUGAUGCAAAUGCUGUUCCUCACUACAAAUUUGGCGUAGUUGUUUUUGGUCUUUCUGCUGUGGUUGAACUCCUUGGAGAACCUUUUUGGGUCUUAGCCCAAGUACACUUAUUUGUAAGGUUAAAGGUAAUUGCUGAAAGUCUCUCAGUCAUUUCCAAAUGCUUUUUGACAGUUAUUCUAGUAGUUCUGUAUCCUCACUGGGGACUUUACAUCUUUUCUUUGGCCCAGCUUUUAUAUACCAGCAUUCUGGUACUGAGCUACAUAGUUUAUUUCAUGAAGUUUUUGGGAUCUCCAGAAGCAAUCAAAAAAUCUUUUCCAGUUACUCAUAUGACAUCUGUUUUACCCAGUUUUGAACAAGAUGAGGCUUUUGUUAACUGGAAAGAAGCUAAAUUGACCUGGAGUUUCUUUAAGCAGUCAUUCCUGAAACAAGUUUUAACAGAGGGUGAGAGAUAUGUAAUGACCUUCCUGAAUGUGUUAAAUUUUGGAGACCAAGGUGUAUAUGAUAUAGUGAAUAAUCUUGGGUCGCUGACUGCUAGAUUUAUAUUUUUGCCAAUAGAAGAAAGUUUUUAUGUUUACUUUGCUAAAGUUCUGGAAAGGGGAAAGGAUAUCAAGGUACAGAAACAGGAUGAUAUCUCCAUGGCAGCAGCUGUAUUAGAAUCACUGUUAAAACUAGUUCUUCUGAUUGGCCUCACCAUCGCAGUAUUCGGUUAUGCCUAUUCCCAGUUGGCGCUGGAUCUUUAUGGUGGUUCGAUGCUCAGUUCAGGAUCAGGUCCAAAUCUUCUGCGUUGCUAUAGUUUAUACGUCUUGCUGCUUGCUGUUAAUGGGGUAACAGAAUGUUUUACAUUUGCUUCAAUGUCUAAAGAAGAAGUGGACAGGUACAAUUUUGUCAUGCUUGCUUUGUCCUUCAUAUUUUUAUGCAUGUCUUAUUUUUUGACCUAUUGGCAAGGCAGCAUAGGAUUUAUCCUUGCAAACUGCUUCAACAUGGGGAUCCGAAUAGCACAUAGCAUCCACUACAUCUACAGAUAUUUUGGAGAGAGCCCUUAUAGGCCUUUAAAAGGCUUGCUUAUCUCACCGUUGCUGAUUGUUGUUUAUAUAAUCAGUGGAGUGGUCACUGGUGUUUCAGAGGUAUUCCUGUGCUGUGAUAAAGGAUGGAUAGCAAGGUUAAUUCACAUUGCUGUGGGAGCGCUGUGCUUUACAGUAACUGUUGCUACUAUAUUUUUCACAGAGACGAAGCUGAUCCAUUUUGUUAGGACACACUUUUUGUCAAAAUAUACCAAAGAAGGACUAAAGUGAUCAUGCUCAAGUUCCUCUAAGCAUAUAUGUAUAUGUUGGGUUCAGAGGUUUUAUAUUAAUUUAUAUGAUGGAUUAACCUAAAGGGUAAAGAUGUAUUGGUUGACAUCCAUAUUAAAUUACAGAAGAAUAGUUCCCCAUUAAUUUCAAUGGGACUGUUCAUGAGUAACUUGGUCAGGAUGCCAGCCAUUGACUCUAAUGCAAAGGUGGGCAUUAGGUAGCUUGGAGCUCCUGGGCUUAUCCAAAGUAGCUCUCCAGGUGUUUGGACUUGCUUUCCCCUUCCAGUCUAUACUGCAAGUCUGAUUGGCUGGCUGAGAGGGGGCAAGACUGCAUCAUUCAUAAUCAUUCCCCGGCCUUUGGGUGCUCAGGGUUGUGUUUACUUCAUCUCCCAUUAAUUUCUCUCCAAUUUCUUCCUCUACAAAGCAACCUCUCUUGCUUCCCUUCUGUCCUGAAUUAAAACUACCUUCUAAUUCAGUGGUUUUGAUAUUAAAUUCCUGAUUCAGUUGAUGUAAAUUUUUGUACAAGCUGCCAUUUUGCAACUGGUUCUGCCUCUCUUAAGCCACCAUCUUCUGACUGGUUCUGCCUGCCCAAGCUGCUGUUUCAUGUUGGUAGCUCCCAAGAAUCUGGGGGUGGGGAAAGUAACUCACAGAAGCCUUAAGUCUGCCCACCCUCGCUCUAAUGUAUGUCUGAUUCUGUCAGUGAAAAGUACAUGGUUGGCAACCAUUGUAAGGUUUCACGUUCAAAGGUGAGUUUUGAGCACAAAGUAACUUAAGCUGACAGAUUUACUUCAAAUCUAUAAAAUGGUGCCAGGGUCAAACAACUUGGAUAAGCAAAGGGUUGCCUUGUAAGUAUAUGAAAAGCUGGGGGUUACUGCUUAUUAGUGUGGUGAUGCAGAUGUUUUUCAAACUAUGCAUAAUCACUGAUGGCACUAGCUGGUGGCUAGAGAAUGUCGUGUAUUACUACUGUGAAGGCAUUUAAACUCAUAUUCCACUUGAAAAAUAUUUUGGAGACUGGAGGUGUCUCUCAGCUAAUAGCUGCUGUUAAAACCUUUCUUACCAAACUGAUUUUCAAAGAAAAAGAAGUAUUACAUGCAUGCUAUAGCAGAUUUAGAUAAAUUGUCCAACAUUUCUUACAUUCAAAUAUCAUUGUGUAGUAGAUUUUGAUUCAUUUUGGGAUUGUUUUGCUUUAAUUUCUUUCAUCUGAGCGUUUGGGGCACUCUGUUAUAUAUACACAUGGACAAAUAUGUUGGUACCCCUCCACGAAAAAAGAAGAACCCACAAUUGUCUCUGAAAUAACUUGAAACUGACAAAAGUAAUUGGCACCCAUCAUUGUUUAUUCCACAUUUAACAAAAAUCAGACUUUGCUUUAGAGUUUUGAUGCAACAGAAUAUUUCAAAUAAUAACACAAAUGAAAACGGCGUGGACAAAAUGAUGGGACCUUUAACCUAAUAUUUUGUUGCACAACCUUUUUUGUUGCACAAUCACUGCAAACAAGUGAUUCCUGUAGCUCUCAAUGAGAGUUCUGCACCUGUCAACAGGUUGGCCCACUCUUCCCAAGCAAACUGCUCCAGCUGUGUCAGGUUUGAAGGGUGCCUUCUCCAGACUGCAUGUUCGAUAGGAUUCAAAUCAGGGCUCAUAGAAGGCAACUUCAGAAUAGUCCAAUAUUUUGUUCUUAGCCAUUCUUGGGUGCUUUUAGCUGCGUGUUUGGGGUCAUUAUCCUGUUGGAGGAUUCAUGACCUGCGACUAAGACAGAGCUUUCUGACACUGGGUAGUAUGUUUCGCUCCAGAAUGUCUUGAUAGUCUUGAGAUUCUAUUGUUCCCUGCACAGACUCAAGGCACUUCAUGCCAGAUGCAGCAAAGCAGCCCCAAAACAUAACCCAGCCUCCUUCAUGUUCCACAGUAGGUAUGGUGUUCUUUUCUUUGAAAGCUUCAUUUUUUCAUCUGUGGACAUAGAGCUGAUGUGACUUGCCCAAAAGCUCCAGUUUUGUCUCAUCUGUCCAAAAAACAUUCUCCCAGAAGCAUUGUGGCUUGUCAAUAUGCAUUUUAGUAAAUUCCAGUCUGGCUUUUUUAUGUUUUUCUUUCAAAAGUGGAGUCCUCCUGGGUCUUCUUCCAUCGAGACCACUGUCACUCAAAAAGUGACAGAUGGUGCGAUCAGACACUGAUGGACCUUGACCUUGGAGUUCAGCUUGUAUCUCUUUGGAAGUUGUCCUUGGCUUUUUUGUCUACCAUUCUCACUCUCCUUCUGCCCAUUGAUUUUCCUCAUGCGGCCGCAUUCAGGGAGGUUGGCUACAGUCCCAUGGACCUUGAACUUCUUAAUAAUAUUUGCAACUGUUGUCACAGGAACAUCAAAUUGCUUGGAGAUGGUCUUAUAGCCUUUGCCCCUUAACAUGUUUGUCUAUAAUUUUCUUAUCUCCUCAGACAACUCUCUCCUUUGCUUUCUCUGGUCCAUGUUCAUUGUGGGACACACGAUGAUACCAAACAGCAGAGUGACUACUUUUCUCCAUUUCAAUAGGCUGAAUGACUGAUUGCACGAUUGGAGACAUGUGUGAUACUAAUUAAAGAAAACAGCUAAUUUGAAAAAUCACUCUAAUCCAAUUAUUUAUGAUCUUUUCUAGGGGUACCAACAAAGUGUCCAGGCCACUUUAAAAUAUCUUUGUAGAAUACUUUAUCUCUUUUCACACUUGCUUUGCUUUACUCGAUGACAUAUCAAAGGCAUGCAGGUAUACAUGGGGCAAUUGCUUUUCAGGAGGCAUAAAACACUUUUUCAAUGAGCUGUAAGGGUACCAACAAAUUUGUCCAUGUGUGUAGUAGUAUUCAAUCAAUCAGUUUAUUAUGUACAGUUCUUGCAGUCUUGAUGAGCAUUCCUGACCACUGCAAAAGUGCCUCUUAUAUCACAUGCUAUAAAUCCUUCCACUACAUAGAGGCAUCAUGGAACAAAUCUAGAUAAUUUGCUUCAACAUAGCCUGCUCUGCCAGUCUUUCUUUUUUUCUUGUUUGAAAUGGUAUUGUCUAAAAUGGUUUUAGAACAGCAAGAAUAGACAUAAAUGUAAACCUCUUGGAGACUGGAGAUUGUCAUAUAUGGAUUGCCAUCAGGGAUUUUCAUUUGAAUUGCAUUUAAUUGCGCCAAGUAUUAAAAUGGAUACAUGUUUGCUUAAAGCAACAUAUUGUUUCUUUUGAAGGUUGCUGUAUGUACUAGGGAAAAUAAUGCAUUGGAAUAUAACAUUAAAAAAAACCUUAUUGGAGAGGAGAGCUGUUCUUGUGGUAACAACCAUGACUUGUCCCUCUAGCUAAGCAGGGUCUGCCUUGGUUGCAUUUGAAUGGGAGACUACAUUUGAGCAUUGAAAGAUAUUCUCCUCAGGGGAUGGAGCCACUCUGGGAAGAGCAGAAGGUUUCAAGUUCCCUCUUUGUUAUCUCCAAGAUAGGGCUGAGAGAGAUUCCUGCUUGCAACCUUGAAGAAGCUGCUCCUAGUCUGUGUAGACAAUACUGAGCUAGAUAGACCAAUGGUCUGACUCAGCAUAUGACAGCUUCCUAUGUUCCUUUGUUCCUAUGUAAAUAUCUGGAGAAUUAAAACAAAAGCCAGAACACAGUGUUAGAAAAUACAGUACAGGAAGAUCUCGUUAUUUGCAGGUCCUGCACUUGCAGAUUUACGUAUUUGCGGUCUGGUAAUUAGCACCCAACCUCAGUCUAAUGUAAAAAAGUUAAUACAGGGUUAAACCCACAUAUCCGCUGGAAAUGACCUUGGAGGUCAUUUCUGGCCACCAUUUUGAUUGCUAGAGUGAUGGCCGUUUUUUUGGCCAUUUUAUUGCUGAAACCAGGGCAAAAACAGAUUUUUGGCCAAUUUCAGUGCAGUGGGGCACUUUGCAACACUUUGUAAGGCACUUUGGGAGGCAUCUGGAGGUGACUGGGGAAAACCAGGGGCAACAACCACGAUUUCUUUCCAAUUUAUUGCACCGGGAGCCUAACCUCCCAAUUCCCAUUGCUCUAAUGCCCUGUUAUUUGCGUAUUCGGUAUCCACGGCUCCCCCACAAAAUGCAACCCCUGCCAAUAACGGGGUUCUCCUGUAUGGACAAACUGAUUUGUUUGUCAAUACAAUGGAAACAUGAAAAGCAUUAAGAACUUAAUCAUUCAAUAAGACGUCAUGUUACUUGAAACAAUGACUAAAGCAUGAAACUGAGUGCUUCUAAAAAUGAUUUUGUGUAGAAAAAUGUGUUAAGCUUGACUCACCAACACUGGAAUUUCCCCAGUGGAUUUUUUUUUUUUUUUUUUUUGCAUCUAAUGAAUUCAGUGCAUUAAUUGUAUCCAAUAGCCAGGGUUCAAAUAACUGUGACAAUGAUUAUGCGAGUCAGUGAUGAUUUUAGACUUACUUUUGUUGAACAGGAACUGAUGGAGGGUUUCAAAAGUAAUUUGAAUAGCUUGUUUCUGCUGCCUCCCUCUGGUAAUGUCUCACAGUAGCUGAUCAAAAAAGUUAGGCUUUUCAUUGGACUUACAAAGUCUCCUUUCAUGAGCUUAAUUCUAUCUUUGGUUCUCAAUCUUUAUUUCUAGUUGAUUAUCAAAAAGCACUCAAACUUUGUACUCUUCUUUAUUGAGGAAUAAAAAAUAUUUCCUGCACAGGAAACUCUGAAUUUCUUACAGUAUUAAGACCCAGCUCAGCAAUGUAUUUUAAUUUUUAUGUUAAAUUGAGUAAGUACUUAAAAUGUGCACUUGUGAAAAGGGUUCACUAGUUUAGAAUCCUAAUUUCCACAGGUGUGGUGCAAAAGUGUUAUUGGAAAGCACAGUCCAAAGACAUUGUAAUAAUCUUUGUGAGGCAGUAAUUCCAUAGCUAGUGUGGAAGGAUGUUUUUUUGAGUAGCUGUCUUUGAGCCACCUGUCCAUGUGCACUCAUGCCCUUGAUACUACUUUGAGGGUAGCAUCUCUCUUUCUGUUGAAGCAUUGCAGUAGUUUGUUUAUCAACUAUAUUUCUAUACCACCUGACAUGUGCAUCCCUGCGGUGUACACAAGUUAAACUACAAUAUAAAAACAGGAUAAAAUUCUUAAAACAAUUACAAUAUAAAAUCAAUUAAAAUUAAUUUAAAAAACAUGAGAAAACAGGUGGGUCUUAAGGGUUAAAAAAAAACAACAGCCAGAGAUGGAGAAACUCUGAUUUUAACAGGGAAUGCAUUCCAGAGCCCCAGGCAGCCACAGAGAAUGCCCCAAGUAGCCACCAAACAAGCCAGUGGUAGUUGUAACUGGACCUCCCCAGAUGAUCUUAAUAGCCAGGAGGUUUCAUGACAAAGGAGGCACUCUCUUAAAUACCCUGGGCCUAAGCCAUUGAGGGCUUUAUAGGCAAUAGUCAGCACUUUGUAUUUUGCUUGGAAACACAAUGUGCAGCCAGUGCAGUUCUUUUAAGAUUGGUGUUAUAUGCUCUUUUCAGGUUACUCUGGAGACCAGUCUGGCUGCCACAUUUUGCACCAACUCUAGUUUUUGGAGUAUGUACAAAGGCAGCCCCACAUAGAGUUCAUUACAGUAGUCAAGCCUGGUGGUUACCAACAUAUGUCCCACUAUUUUAAGGUCAUUUUCCUGCAGAAAUGAGCAUAGCUGACAUAUCAACCUAAGCUGAUUUUUAAAAAAGUGCUCCUGGCCAGUGUCACCCCAUUCAGAACAGGCAGAACCAUCUCUUGAGUUCUGACCCCUCCAUCAGUACCUCUGUCUUAUUUGGAUUCAAUUUCAGCUUGUUAUUCCUCAUCCAGUCCAUUACUGCCUCCAGGCAGGCAUUUAGGGAAGUUAUGCAUUACCUGAUGAAGUUGAUAUGGAGAAAUGGAUUUGUGUGUCAUCAGCAUACUGAUAACACCCUGCACCAAAUCGCCUGAUUAUCUCUCCCAUUGAUUUCACGUAGAUGUUAAAAUACGUUGGAGACAUACUCUGGUUUCUUUUCAGAUCGUAUAAAAAUGCAUUGGAGACAGUAUGGAGCCUUGUGGAACUCAAUACAUUAACACCCGCUUUGCACAGCAGUCUCUGAGUGACACCAUCUGGAAUCUGCUAGAGAGAUAGGAAUGGAACCACUGUAAAACAGUGCCAUCCAAUCCCAACUCCCUCAGGCAACCCAGAAGGAUACCGUGGUUGAUGGUAUCGAAAGCUGCCAAGAGAUCCAAAAGGAUCAACAGAGUCUCUCCCCCUCUAUCAAUACCCAAUUGGAGGUUAUCCAUUAGGCUGACCAAGGCAGUCUUCAACCCUGUAGCCUGUCCGAAAGCUAGUUUGAAAUGGGUCUAGAUCAGGCCUGCUCAACUUAGGCCAGAGUUACUCUGCUGUUACUCAGUGAAUUAUAAAUCAAGUGAUUCUAGCCGACCCACACAGAGCAUCUGUGCGCUCUUUGCGACCGGCUGUUCCCCCCUCCCUCCUGCCCCAUUCUCCCCCCUCCCCCUCCCACCCCAUUCUCUCUUGCCCUCACACCCAAUUCUCUCUUGCCCUCUCUCCCACCCAAUUCUCUCCUGCUCUCUCCUCCCCACCCAAUUCUCUCCUGCCCUCCCUUCCCCUCCUGACCCACUCUCUCCUGCCCUUCCUUCCCCCUGCUCCCACCCCUCUCCCUCCCCCACUCUCUUGUCUCCCCCUCCUCCUCCCCCUUGCUCUCCCUCCCCCCUUGCCCUCCUUCCCCCCUCCCUCUUGCCCUUCUCCCCCCCUCCCUCUUGCCCUCCCCUCCCCACACUGAGUACCUUACCUCCACUGCCACAGGCCAGGCCCUCCUUACCAGGUGGCGGCCGGCCAAAAAGGCCCCCGCCGCCACCAUUCCUCCUCUUGGGUGGCAAACAGGGAAGUUCCUCUGCCUGGUUCCCUCCUGCCCCAGCCUCCCACAGGCGCCUUAGCUCCAUGGGUGCCUCCGCUGCCAGCCCGCCGCUGCCUCCUCACCUCUGCAGCUGGGCCCGCAGGCCUGCUGCCGGGCCAAGUACCAGCCUCGCAGCCCGCCACUUGCCUCCCAGUGCCAGCCAUUUCCAGUGGACCCCGCCGCCGUGCCACCAUGACUUCGCCCACUGCCGCCUCGCCUUCACAGCCAGGGCUGAGUACCGGUUCUGCUUCUGCGGCCCACUGCUGGCCUCCCAGUGCCAGGCCCGCCACCGCCAUUGGCCUGCUCCCCAGCCAAUCAUAUUGGUUUGCCGGGACGCACAUUCCACGGCACAUCCAGGAAAAAUAAAUAUAUAGAUACAUUGUUGAUAUACUUGAUAUACAAGUGGUAUACCCAGAGGAGGCGGACCUCCUCCAUGUGCCCCUGCCAAACGAGGUGAGGCGGGCAGCUAUUAAGAGGGCCUUUUCGGUGGUUGCACCCUGUUUAUGGAGUAGUCUCCCCAGUGAGGUUCACCAGGCUUCAUCACUUUCUUUUAGACAUCAGUUAAAGACAUUUUUGCUCAUCCAGGCCUUUUAAAUGUCAGUUUUUCAGAUUUGAUCUGAUUUUUACCUAAUUUUAAAAUGAGUUUUUAAGCUGCUUUGUAUUGUAUUUUGUAUUUUAUUUUCUUCUUUUCUGUCUGUUAUUAUUUAAUGUGUUAUGUGUUUUUAUUGUCUCUUUUAAUCCUCUGUUGUGAGCUGCCCAGAGAACAAUAUGUUAUGGGGCAGCUAACAAAUAAAGUCAUUUCAUUCAUUCA